AUGUGGGUCAAAUUUCUCUCUAUCGCUGUUGCAUUUUUUGCUGUUCUUGAAGCAAGUUUCCAGACAUGGCUUCCUUCCCGAUUCGUGUUCGACCCUAAGCUUUUGCAAUCUUUGGCUCAAGAGACUUUGGCAGCCCACCCAGAUGGAAAUGCCACAGCCAUUAUGAUUGACUUAACUCCUAAGCUUCAAGCAGCCUACCCAGGCCUCAUCAACGAUCUCAAUUGGGAUGACUGGAUGUUCAACAAUGCUGGAGGAGCCAUGGGAACGAUGUUCAUUUUGCACGCUUCGAUUUCCGAGUACUUGAUCUUUUUCGGAACUGCAGUGGGAACCGAGGGCCACACCGGAGUCCACUAUGCUGAUGAUUACUUCACCAUUUUGACCGGAAUGCAAAGUGCCUCUUUACCAAACGCUGUUCUUCCAGAAGAAUACCGUCCUGGCGACCAACAUCAUUUGCAAAGAGGCUAUGUUAAGCAGUACUCUUUCGACCGUGGUGGAUUUGCACUUGAGUUGGCUCAAGGCUGGAUUCCCGUUAUGUUGCCAUUCGGAUUCGUGCUGUUUGCGUCGCUGACUUUGGACUACUAUUCUUUCGCCAGAACUACCUACUUCACAGCAAAAGAUAUGAUCAUCAACUUGUUGAGAGGAAAGUUUUGA
This is a messenger RNA of Clavispora lusitaniae ATCC 42720, 651 nucleotides long. RefSeq names its product C-8 sterol isomerase (gene ERG2). Gene Ontology annotation, biological process: ergosterol biosynthetic process. The record is from RefSeq and is a predicted model, not a curated record. Gene Ontology annotation, cellular component: endoplasmic reticulum. NCBI's taxonomy places the organism in Eukaryota, Fungi, Ascomycota, Pichiomycetes, Serinales, Metschnikowiaceae.